Cokeromyces recurvatus is the source of this 1574-nucleotide messenger RNA. RefSeq names its product ClpP/crotonase-like domain-containing protein. NCBI's taxonomy places the organism in Eukaryota, Fungi, Mucoromycota, Mucoromycetes, Mucorales, Mucoraceae. The coding region runs from base 33 to 1496 and encodes 487 amino acids. Gene Ontology annotation, cellular component: mitochondrion. The transcript has 7 exons. Gene Ontology annotation, molecular function: 3-hydroxyisobutyryl-CoA hydrolase activity. The record is from RefSeq and is a predicted model, not a curated record. Gene Ontology annotation, biological process: L-valine catabolic process.
ACUCUUUUACAUAUAACCACCAGAACCAAACCAUGUUAAGUCGUUUAGCUUUAUCAAAGUUAUCGAGAAUUUUACAAGAUAAUGUAAAGAAUUGUAUAAUUAAAAUGCCUCCAUUCUAUCAUGUUCGUUCUAUUUCAACAGAACAGCAUCUCCAUUUUGAACAAGAUUUACCAGAAGUAGUUCAUGUAUUGCAGAGAAAGUUAUCUGGAGCUCGAAUGUUUAUACUUAACAGACCCGAAAAAUUAAAUGCUCUCGAUUUGAAUAUGAUCAGAACUAUUGGGCCACAAUUGAAAGCUUGGGAUGUAUCAAAGUUAGCCAAAGUUAUCAUAAUGAAAAGUGCUGGAAAAGGAAAAUUUAGUGUAGGUGAUGACAUCUUGGAUAUUUUAGUUAAAGUUAAAGAAAAAAAUCCAGAUGCAUUAUAUUUUUUUCAGGAUAAAUUUAGACUUGUACAAAUGAUUGCAACUUUGCAGACACCUUAUGUUUCUAUUUUAGACGGAUAUGCAUUGGGGGGCUCCUUGGGAUUAUUUGUGCAUGGCCCUUUUAGAAUUGCAACUGAGAAAACAAUCUUUGCUGUACCAGAAGUAAGUUUAGGCGCAUUUCUUAACUCAGGAUCAAGUUUUUACCUAUCUCGAUUGGAUGGUGAGAUUGGGACUUAUUUAGCAUUAACAGGUGCAAGAUUAGAAGGAAUAGAUACAUUUUUUACGGGCAUUACAACACAUUAUAUACCUUCAUCAAGACUAGCAGCGUUAGAAGAUAAAUUGAUUGAUCUUGAAACUUCAGAACAUGAAAUUAUUCAAAAAGUAUUAGAAAACUUUGUAGAUAAACAAAUCAAGAUUGAAAGGAUUGGAUUUCAAAAGGAAAUACGGGAAAGGAUUGAUAGAUGCUUCGCUUUCGAUAGCGUGGAAGAAAUUAUCUCAGCCUUGGAUAAAGAGAAAUCAACUACUUGGACAAGAGAAACAAAGCAAAAGAUAGUAUCCAUGUCACCUACAAGCCUUAAAGUGACACUUAAAGCAUUAAGAAAAGCUAGAAAAAUGACAUUUGUGGAAUGUUUAGAGAUGGAAUUCGAUUUGAUUCAAAAGUUCCUAGUAACAAAGGAUUUUCAUGAAGGUGUAGAAUCAGCAUUUAUAAAUAAACCAAGAAGAAAACCUCAGUGGCAACCAUCCCAAAUAUCGAGUAUUUCGGAUUAUGAGAUAGAUCAACUGUAUUUUACUGAAGCGUCACCGAAUAGAUUAAGUUUACUUUCUACUUUAGACUUUCGAUCUUACCCAUAUGCUAGAUAUGGUUUGCCGUCUGAAAAAGAAGUACGUUUAGCGAUUACAGGUAAAGGCCCCGAGUAUGCUAUUGAAGGAAGACUAAAAGAGAAAGAAGAGGUAUUGGCAUGGUUCAUGAAGGGUCAUAAAGGAAAAUGGGGGGUUCGAGAUAAAAUUUUAGAUAUACUUGAUCGCAAAACGAUAUCAACCAAAGAAAAUGGUAGUGGCCUUGUAUGGAAGCUUUAAAGUUUAUUUUCUGUAAAAAGGAGUCACACUAUGUAUUCUAUUAAUUAGCUAUUUUUUUUAAAAAAAAAAAAAAAAAAA